CUCUCAGUGCUGUUACGAGUCAAGUACAAGUUACGAAGGCAUCAAAAAGCCAAAAGCACCAUCCCCAAGAUGUUCCAGGAUGUUGUCCGCAGGCACCCCGACAAAGUGGCCCUGAUUUACGAAGCCACUGGUGAGCAGUGGACCUUCCGGAGGCUGGAUGAGUAUUCCAACGCCGUGGCUAACUACUUCUACCAGCAAGGUUUCCGACUGGGGGACGUCAUUGCGAUCUUUAUGGAGAGCCGUCCCGAGUUUGUUGGCCUCUGGCUAGGGAUGGCAAAGAUCGGCAUCGAGGCGGCUCUGAUCAACUUCAAUUUACGCUUGGAUUCUCUGGUUUACUGCGUGAUGACUUCGGGUGCGAAAGCCGUGAUCUUCGGAGGGGAGCUGUCUUCCGCGAUAUCUGAAGUGAACGGGAUGUUGGGGAAGAACAUGGCAAAAUUCUGCUCUGGUGACUACAACCCAGAUGUCGUUCCUGUGGAGACCAGACAUCUUGAUCCUCUUCUGGGUACCGCAUCGAAAUCGCCCCCAACUCAGAUUCCAGUCAAAGGUUUAGAUGAUCGACUCUUCUACAUCUACACGUCAGGAACAAAAGGAAUGCCCAAAGCUGCCAUUGUGGUGCACAGCAGGUAUUACCGUAUCGCUGCCUUCGGUUACUACGCCUACAGAAUGCGCCCAGAGGACGUCCUCUACAACUGCCUCCCCCUCUAUCAUUCUGCAGGUAACAUCAUGGGAGUCGGGCAGUGUCUAAUCCACGGCCUCACCGUGGUGAUCAGGAAGAAGUUCUCGGCCAGUCGCUUCUGGGACGACUGCGCGAAGUACAGAUGCACGAUUAUUCAGUAUAUCGGGGAAAUCUGCAGGUAUCUUCUGAAUCAGCCGGUCCGAGAGUCAGAAACCCAACACUGCGUGCGGCUGGCGGUGGGCAAUGGGUUGAGACCCACCAUAUGGGAGGAGUUCACAAAGCGCUUCCGAAUUAAGCAGAUUGGGGAAUUCUACGGGGCCACGGAGUGCAACUGCAGCAUUGCCAACUUGGACGGGAAGGUUGGUGCCUGUGGCUUCAACAGUCGGAUUUUGCCCAAUGUUUAUCCCAUUCGUUUGGUGAAGGUAAAUGAGGACACGAUGGAGCUGAUCCGGGAUUCCGGUGGACUGUGUAUCCCUUGUCACCCAGGAGAGCCGGGAUUGCUCGUCGGUCAGAUAAAUCAACAGGAUCCCCUGCGUCGGUUCGACGGUUACGUCAGCGAGAGUGCCACCAACAAGAAGAUCGCUUACAACGUGCUUCGGAAAGGGGACCAGGCAUACCUUUCAGGAGAUGUGUUGGUGAUGGACGAACUCGGUUACAUGUACUUCAAAGAUCGCAGCGGGGACACCUUCCGAUGGCGAGGAGAGAACGUCUCUACCACCGAGGUGGAAGGAACGUUGAGUCAUAUCCUCAACCAGACGGAUGUCGCGGUGUACGGAGUGGAAGUACCAGGGGUGGAGGGCAAAGCUGGGAUGGCGGCGAUCGCAGAUCCCAAAGCUAAAGUCAACCCCAACGUCCUGUACCGGGAGCUGCAGAAGGUUUUGCCUCCCUACGCCCGACCCGUCUUUCUCCGGCUCCUACCCCAGGUGGACACCACAGGUACAUUUAAGAUUCAGAAAACCCGCUUACAGAGGGAAGGAUUCGACCCCCACCAAACCUCAGAUCGGUUGUAUUUUUUGGAUCUAAAGUUGGGAAAAUACGUUCCUCUGGAUGAAUGCCUUUAUGAAAGGAUUUGUUCUGGAAAAGCUGCUUUAUGA
Molecule: messenger RNA, 1770 nt
Organism: Cariama cristata (Red-legged seriema)
Lineage: Eukaryota; Metazoa; Chordata; Aves; Cariamiformes; Cariamidae
Gene: SLC27A1
Product: solute carrier family 27 (fatty acid transporter), member 1
Exons: 11
Coding region: 70-1770 (566 amino acids)
Biological process (GO): phosphatidylethanolamine biosynthetic process; negative regulation of phospholipid biosynthetic process; phosphatidylinositol biosynthetic process
Cellular component (GO): mitochondrial inner membrane; plasma membrane
Molecular function (GO): long-chain fatty acid-CoA ligase activity; long-chain fatty acid transmembrane transporter activity; fatty acid transmembrane transporter activity
Source: RefSeq, a predicted model, not a curated record